Messenger RNA from Triticum dicoccoides, 916 nucleotides. RefSeq names its product dolabradiene monooxygenase-like. The annotation marks the transcript as partial. Lineage: Eukaryota; Viridiplantae; Streptophyta; Magnoliopsida; Poales; Poaceae. The transcript has a single exon. The record is from RefSeq and is a predicted model, not a curated record. Gene Ontology annotation, molecular function: oxidoreductase activity, acting on paired donors, with incorporation or reduction of molecular oxygen; monooxygenase activity; heme binding.
GACAUAUUCGGAGCCGGCAGCGAGACGGCGGCUACGACGCUGGGCUGGGCGUUUGCAGAGCUGAUCAGGAACCCAAUGGUGAUGCAGAAGGCGACGGCUGAGGUCCGACAAACCUUUGAGGCUCGCGGCACCAUAGCGGAGGAGGCCCUCAACGAACUCUCGUACCUACACCUAGUCAUCCGGGAAACUUUGCGGCUGCACACGCCCUUGCCGCUGCUCAUCCCUCGAGAGUGCCGGGAGUCAUGCCAGGUGCUCGGGUACGACGUGCCGCGGGGUACACAGGUGCUGGUCAAUGCCUGGGCGCUCGCCCGUGACGAGCGCUAUUGGCCCGACGCGCCGGACGUGUUCCGGCCCGAGAGGUUCGAGGGCGAGGCGGCUGGGGCGGACUUCAGGGGCACCGACUUCUCCUUCUUGCCAUUUGGCGCCGGCCGGAGAAUGUGCCCCGGGAUAGAGUUUGGCCUCGCCAACGUCGAGCUCGCGCUCGCAAGCCUGCUAUUCCACUUUGACUGGGAGGGUACACCACCUGGGGAGUUGGACAUGGCCGAGGUGUUUGGCAUCACUGUGCGGCGGAAGGCCGGCCUCCUGGUGCGCCCCGUUCUCCGGGUGCCCGUUCCCCGAGUCUUGUCAGACGGCAACGGAGAUCGUUAACGUGUGUUAUGAUAAGUGAUCGGUUCGACAGGGUGAGAGUCCAUUGCGCCUGCAUGCAUGCAUGCGCUUGAACAAAUGUCAACAGAAUAAAACCGUCUAUUAAUUCACAUAAAAUCCUUGCAAAUUUUCUCGUGCGUGUUGGCCCUGCUUGUAGACUUGGUCAAACUUGUGAGCAAUCUUGGGCUGAUGCAUAUCAACUGAGAUCUAUCUGUGGAUGUUUUUUUCUUUUUGCAAGGAGAUCUUUUUCUGGAUGUACAUUAUCUGAAUU